AUGCCUCCGCCCAGCCGAUCUUUGGCGCUGUUGGCUUUUCUUUUAAUAUUGUCAUUAUUUAAUAUAGGGGCGUAUGCCAAGGAUGUCGUACCACCAGUAAAAGACGACUUUAAAAAUGCUGCUAAAAAUGUUAAAUCGGAGUCCGCAACGACGGAAAAUAAUCCAGGUGGCGUAAAUUUCAAUGAAAACAUACCUAUGGAGACGGAACGCGCGUAUGCUAGCCGGGCCAUUUUUCCCGAUAGCAGUUCCCCACAGUUCCCCACCUUAAACGUCGGCACCAAGACCACAUCUCUUAUUGCGUACCAUAACUAUGACCCCACCAACACCUUUCACAUCCUUCUCGUUUCGGGGAAUAUUAUGCUUCCCGAGAAGCACACGGUGAUUCAGAACUUCUCGGUGGUGCGUCAUGCGCGUGUUGUCAGACCGGGUGAAACAGUCACACUUGAAUACCGCUUUACACCCAAUUCUAGGUUGGAGCCCGGUUUGUACGACGUCUUUCUCCAUCUCCACUGCGUAAACACCACGGACAACCGGACCUUUCUUGUUACACCUUUCGGCGGAGAGGUCAAGAUUGGCGAGGCCCUCGCCACGGACCCGCGCACCAUCCUCACUUAUUUCACCCUGAUCGCGAUCUUAUUAGUUAUGGUGUACGGGAUCGGCGCACGCCUUGGGGUUAAGAAAUUGAUCUCUCAAUGGAAAAGACAAAAGGGGCAUCCACGGGCCAACGUGCAGAUGGAGAUGGGAACGGCAGACAACCACUACGACCCAGAGUACAUAUCCCCAGAGCAUCUUCGCUAUCGCGACGCUAUUCUGAAGCGUCACAGCGUUUCCUCGAAUGAUCGCAAGAAAAAGCAGGGUUAG
Molecule: messenger RNA, 861 nt
Organism: Phytomonas sp. Hart1
Lineage: Eukaryota; Euglenozoa; Kinetoplastea; Trypanosomatida; Trypanosomatidae
Source: the annotation of a GenBank genome assembly